AUGGCAUGUCUGCAGCUCAUCGCAAAUGUUUUUUUCAGCUCAUCUGCCCGGCUAUCUCGCAGAUCGCAAGACAAACCAUUUAGCAACCUAUAUCCCAGAUCGCUCGUCAGAUCAUCUGAGCUUGCCUUGCAGCUUGUUAGCAAGAUCAUUUGGUUACGGGUGCCGUUGGCUGGUGUGAGAAGUAGGGCGAGAUCAAAUGGAAGGAAAGGCAGAGCUCCCGAUAUCAUCAAGCCCGGUAGCGUCAACACUGACCCAGUCUUCCCAAACAACAAACUGACGGGCACAGACAUUGGUUACCCAGGUGGGUUAUGGUUCGACCCGUUGGGUUGGGGAUCCGGUAGCCCAACUAAGAUCAAGGAGUUGAGGACCAAGGAGAUCAAGAACGGAAGGUUGGCGAUGUUGGCAGUGAUGGGUGCUUGGUUCCAACACAUCUACACUGGCACUGGUCCUAUUGAUAACCUUUUUGCACAUCUUGCUGAUCCUGGUCACGCCACCAUCUUCGCUGCUUUCACACCCAAGUGAGACAACGAAAAAGGGUUAUGGGGAGGUGAAUGCGUUUGUGUGUGAUCAUGUUUGUACAAAUAUCGUUUUGAACUUAAAAGUAUUAUGUAUUUUAAAUAAAUUGUGG
Messenger RNA from Arabidopsis thaliana (thale cress), 628 nucleotides. RefSeq names its product Chlorophyll A-B binding family protein. The record is from RefSeq and is marked reviewed. The transcript has 4 exons. The coding region runs from base 1 to 522 and encodes 173 amino acids. Gene Ontology annotation, cellular component: membrane; chloroplast thylakoid membrane. NCBI's taxonomy places the organism in Eukaryota, Viridiplantae, Streptophyta, Magnoliopsida, Brassicales, Brassicaceae. Gene Ontology annotation, biological process: photosynthesis, light harvesting.